AUGGAAUCCCCCGCUGUCCCUGUUCCUCUCGAUCCGCGGGAGCAGCCUAUACUGGAGCGACUUCUCCGCACCCGCGAUGCGCUCCUGCUAUUGAAGCAAGACAAAUCAUCUUAUAUCAAAUCCCGCGAUGUCCUGCCUCUGUACGAAGAGGUUAUCGGGCAGGUCGAGGCCCUGAAUGCUGUGCGGAAAGAUCAAGAUCAAGACCACCGACAUAACCGACUUGACUAUGUGUUGGAUGAUUGCUUCCAGCUGAUUUCUCUCCUCUUUCUCACUGUUGGCCGGAAUAACGAGGCCCCCGCGGCAUAUUCUCUAGUGACUACAGUCCAGCGCUUGCUCGACCAUCUCGCCGAGGCAGGUUUCUAUAGCGCGAAGGAUCUCGAAUCCAUAGCCCAAACCCUUGGAACCAUGCGUGAAACCCUUGAACGUGGCAAGGAUACCUAUUCUCCGCAUCUUCUCACACUCCUCGAGAAACGCCUGAAAAAAUGCCAAGUAUCGUUAAAUAACCUGCACAAGGCCUUGGAGCCUCUCGCACCUGAACUAGCGCCGGUGCACGAGACCUUGGUCUCGAUUCUCCGUUCCACUUCCGCAGCCAACACUCGAUCGAAGUUUUCGGCUUCUGAGGUUCUCGACUUGCAGGAACGAUUAAAAGAAGUUCAGAAUAAGAUAAAGGAAGGUAAUUUUGUCGGUUCCGAUGGUCAGAUCUUGAGUGGUCAGGAGGUUGUCAAGCCUCUCUGGGACCGAUGUUGGAGGUGGACAGAAAUUGUCCUUGCAAGAAAGGGCCAGGUUGACGAUCGCUUCCAGGAGCAGUACGCGCGGCUUCUCGAAAUCAGGAAUCAGCUAGAGCGGCUUUCGAUGACACAGGCGUGGUCUCUGCGUGAGACGGAUCUCUUCCAGUUUCAGCGCAAGCUUGAUCGCAUUGAUGAGGCCCGCGUGAGCGGCAAUUUCAUUGAUGCUACAGGCCAGCCUGCUGAUAUUCAUGCUCAGCGAACAUUACUCUACCUGAUCCGUCGAAGCUAUGCUUACAUCUACGCACUUCUCAUUGCUUCAGAGCCAGUAUCAGAAGCGCUUCUUCCUAUCUAUAACCAGUUGCAGACAUUACGCCGAUGUCUUGUUGAAGUCAAGGACUCGGGCGGAGUUUCGAAUGCCCGAGAGCUUUACCCGUACAGCAUGAAGCUAAACUCAAUCGACAACAUGCGCAUCGAUGGGAAAUUCUAUAUAGGAAAUGAUAUCCCAGAGGGCCAAGGGAGCAUCAAUUCCCUCUUGGCCGAAUGCUACGAACUGGCGUACGAGCUGCGCGCAGCUGUCGAUGAAGACAAAGAAGACCGGGGAGGAGAGUAA
Molecule: messenger RNA, 1338 nt
Organism: Talaromyces atroroseus
Lineage: Eukaryota; Fungi; Ascomycota; Eurotiomycetes; Eurotiales; Trichocomaceae
Exons: 8
Coding region: 1-1338 (445 amino acids)
Cellular component (GO): cytoplasm; nucleus
Source: RefSeq, a predicted model, not a curated record